This is a messenger RNA of Fulvia fulva, 594 nucleotides long. RefSeq lists its product as uncharacterized. The transcript has a single exon. Bases 1 to 594 code for a protein of 197 amino acids. The record is from RefSeq and is a predicted model, not a curated record. NCBI's taxonomy places the organism in Eukaryota, Fungi, Ascomycota, Dothideomycetes, Mycosphaerellales, Mycosphaerellaceae.
AUGUGGAACUUCAUCAGCUCACACCGACCUAGCCGGUCUCAGGACUGGGCGCAUUUCAACAUUGAGCGCAACAUCGAGAAACCGCGAGGCUCAAUCGAGAGACAGCGAAUCGACCCCCUGAUGGACGAGUGUGGAACCGACGAAAGGAGAUACUAUCGCAGCGCAGAAUUUCAGCAGGCCUUACUCGAGGCGAAGAUCGAAAGGGACCUAGCUUCAGUCGAGAGUCCUAUAGAAGACAACAAGCGACAGUCAUGGCAUCGACGGUCGUCUACCAUUGGGAGGAUGAACACACGCGCAUCUCAAUCAGCAUCCUCAUUGCCAAUGUUCGACUACGAGGCUGAUAGGAUUCGACAGCUCGAAGAAGCUCGCAGCGAACAGCCACCGCCGGAUGUCGAGCUUCCGUCGCCUGGUGGCGAGGCUGUCGCGCCUCCAGAACAUGUGCCGGACCUCAACAGAGACGAGUCCACCGAUGGCUCAAAUUCUUCGGAGCAGUCGCAUCAGCGCAGGCGGAGUCGUCCGAGGAUCAACAAAGACGGUCUUGCUCCUCUGUUCCAGCGUGCGAGAAACAGUUUCUAUGGCGGCAAGAGGGACUGA